CGAAAGUGAAAGGUUUUUAAAGUCAGUGCUAACGCCAUUUCAGAGUAUGCGAAGACGGAUGCAGAUAGGCAUUAUUGGAGUCUUGGACAUUUUAUAUUUUAAAAGGGCCUAUUUCGUGGUCUAGAGGGACUUUCCCACUGCUCCUAGGAUGAGUGACACUCAGGAGAGAGAGGAGGCUGCAGGUCCCAGUGAGACUAUCAGAGCAGAGUCUGCAGCACACAGCUGUGGGACCAUGAAGAAUGAUCAAGACAUGACUGAUCCUGGAUCACCAACGCACUCUGAUGAUGGAGGUACUGAGCAGUUGAUUGGUGGCCUAGUGCUGAGUGACAUCAACACACCAACAGCAGAUAAUGAGGUCCUUAGGAGCGUUACAGAGAGUCCUAAACCCAGAACUCAACCAUGUGUAAUGGACAAACACGUAGAUGUACUGGAUGAACACCCAGGUGUCACAGAAACCAGCAGACACCUGCACACUGAACAUCUGCCAAUCAGAAAGAGGGAACUAGAUGAAGACCUGAAGCAAGGUAUAGAGAAGCACAAAGCCAGUCUAAAGAAGAUGUUUUGCAACAGAUCUGAUAAGAUCCACACAGAGCUCUACAUCACAGAAGGAGACAGUGAAGGGGUGAAUAAGGAACAUGAGGUCUGGCAGGUUGAAUCAGCAUCCAGAGCACAAACCACAGAAGACGCACCCAUCAACUGCAAUGACAUCUUCAAGCCCUUACCUGGACAGGAACGGCACAUCAGAACAGUGAUGACCAAAGGUGUUGCUGGCAUUGGAAAAACAGUCUCAGUGCAGAAGUUCAUUCUCGACUGGACAGAUGGCGUAGCCAAUCAGGAUAUAGAUUUUAUGUUUCCCCUUUCUUUUCGUGGCCUGAAUUUGGUCAGGGGUGAUGAGUAUAGCCUUCACAAGCUGCUGCUUGAUUUCCACCCUGCACUGAAGGAGCUGAAUGAUGGUGAGGGAUACAAAGACUGCCGGGUUGUGUUCAUUUUUGAUGGUCUGGAUGAGAGUCGGUUACCUCUACAUUUCCAACAGAACAUGAUGCUGUCUGAUUUAAACCAAACAUCAUCAGUUGAUACAUUGUUGACAAGUCUCAUUCAAGGAGCUCUGUUCUCCUCUGCACUCAUCUGGAUAAUCUCACGACCAGCAGCAGCCAGUCAAAUUCCUGUUGAGUAUAUCGACCAAGUUACAGAAGUACGAGGUUUCAAUGACAUACAGAAGGAAGAUUACUUCAGGAAGAGAAUCAGUGAUCAGAGUCAGGCCAACAGAAUCAUCUCACACGUUAAAGCAUCCAGGAGUCUCCACAUCAUGUGCCACAUUCCAGUCUUCAGUUGGAUGGCAGCCACUGUACUUCAGCAGAUGCAGGAACAGGGAACCACCCAGGAAGUACCCACAACUCUGACUGGGAUGCUCAUACACUUCUUGCUCAUCCAGACCACCAGGAAGGAUCAGAAAUAUCAGAGUGGAAAUGAAGUGGAUAAAAAGAAACUUCUGGAAUCCCAGAAAGAAAUGUUACUGAAGUUGGCAGAACUGGCUUUCAGUAAUCUGGAAAAUGGAAACAUGAUAUUUUAUGAUGAAGAUCUGACAAAGUGUGGCAUUGAUGUCAGUGAAGCUUCAGUGUAUUCUGGCAUGUGCACCGAGAUCUUCAAGGAAGAACCCGUGCUGAAUCAGAAGAAGGUCUACUGCUUUGUUCAUCUGAGCAUCCAGGAGUUUCUGGCUGCUCUGUAUGUGUUUCACUCUUAUGUCACCAACAAUCUUGAGGCACUGAAACCCCUAAUCAAUGAAGAACACAAAGAUGAUCCGGGCCUCUCGAUUUUCUCAUGUUUUCGAUCCGUGCUGGGCUUACCGUCGCAAGAUCAUCUACAUUGGUUGCUAAAGAAUGCAUUGGAUGAGGCUUUGAAAAGCAGGAAUGGACACCUGGAUCUUUUCGUUCGCUUCCUUAUGGGAAUCUCUCUGGAGAGAAAUCAGAGGCUUCUGAAAGGCCUCCUACACCACACUUACAGAACCGCAGACAGCGUCAAGAAAGCAUGCCAGGACAUAAAGAAGCUCAACAGUGAAGAUCUCUGUCCUGAAAGAUGCAUCAAUCUUUUCCACUGUUUGUUUGAGAUGAAUGAUCAUUCCAUGCACAAAGACAUUCAGAAAUAUUUGUCAUCACCAAAGAAUGUCAACCAGAAGUUGUCUCCUGCCCACUGUUCAGCACUGGCUUACAUGCUCCUGAUGUCUGAGGAGGUGCUGGAUGAGUUUGACCUGAAGAAAUACAACACGUCCGAUGAGGGACGCAGGAGACUGAUCCCAGCUGUGAGGUGCUGCAGAAAGGCACGACUUGCUGACUGCAAACUCACAGACAAGUCCUGUGAGCUUGUAGCCUCAGUUUGGCAGUCACCAAACUCCCUGGUGGAGCUGGACCUGAGUAACAAUGACCUGGGAGAUUCUGGAGUUCAGCUUCUUUCUAAAGGAUUGUCUAGUCCCCACUGCAAACUGCAGACAUUAAGGCUGUCUGGUUGUCUCAUCUCUGCGGAAGGUUGUGGUUUCCUGGCUUCAGCUCUGACUCCAAAGUCCUCCCAUCUAAAGGAGCUGGAUCUGAGCUACAAUCAUCCUGGAGAAUUGGGACUGAAGCUGCUAUCUGCUAGCCAGGAGGAUCCUGAAUGUCAACUGGAGACACUUACAAUUGACCACUGUGCGGAGAUCAGAUUGAGACCAGGACCACGGAAAUAUGCCUGUGAGGUCACCCUGGACCCAAACACAGCGCACAAGUAUCUCUCUCUCUCUCAGGGCAACAGAAAGGUGACGCAUGUCAAUAAGGAGCAGCCAUAUCCACACCAUCCAGAGAGAUUUGACAUGAAGUAUCAGCUGCUGUGCGCAGAGGGUCUGUCUGGACGCUGCUACUGGGAGGCGGAGUGGGGUGGGGGUGGAGUCGGUAUAGGUGUGGCCUAUAAAAGCAUCCAGAGGAAAGGGAGGGGCGAUGACUGCUGGCUGGGGCAUAACGCCAUGUCCUGGAGUCUGAACUGCUCUCCGGGCAGAUACAUAGUCAGGCACAAUAAGACCGACAAACAUGUGCCGUGCUUCCGCUCCAGAAGAGUAGGAGUGUUCCUGGACUGGCCGGCCGGCACUCUGUCCUUCUACAGCGUAUCCUCUGACGCACUCACCCUCCUUCACACGUUCCACUCCACGUUCACUGAGCCCCUCUGUCCAGGGUUCUGGGUGUGGGAUCAUAACUCCUCAGUGUCCCUGUGUCACAUCAAAUAAUCUCCCGGGUCACACAAGCUCCUCCUCAUGCCACGGGUUCAUCAGAUUAGAUAAGAACGUUGCUGUCAUUGUAGAGAGACAUAGGAAAUGCGGUUUGUGCGGUUUUUUUGAAGUACAAAAAAAGCAAAAUAGUGCUUUUGUUUAAGAGCCAUAGACCUACACAUAUUUGCACUGCUCAGGCAAACAACCUGCAGAUAUUGUCAUGGCUAAAUGUAAUGCUAAUACCAAAAGGAGAAGUAGCUACUUGCACGUGUCAGUUUAUUGGCCUGGCACAAAAGAAGAUGCAUAAUAAUGUGUGACUAAUCCUUUGAACUGGGCUCAAGUUCAAUAAAAAUACAAAUUCAAGAUAGUGGAAUGUGAUAUGCAGUUGGUGCAGUAUAAACAGUGUAAUACAUAUAGUGCAGUGUAGACAGUAGUAUACCGUUAAAGUGGUUUACAGUAACAUAUCGUUGACAAAGUGGUUUACAGUAAUAUACCAUUAAGAGAGUGGUCUACACAGUAAUAUACGUUGUAUAUACGCUGUAUAACUGUUGACCACUUUGCUGGUCAUUAUGGGUGCACCCAGUGAACAGCAACAUUUCCUUAAAAUAAAUGAAUAUAUAGUUUUUAUAUAUGUAUAUUUUUUUCAGGAUUACAUUUGAAUAAACUAACCACAUAGUACUACCAGCUUUGAAAUAAAAUGAAAAUACACAUAUCAUAUAUUUUUAGUUACUUAUAUCACUAGAUUUUUUUCCAGCCGCAGUACUCUUAGUUGUAGGAAGCUAGGAGGAUCCAAGAGGUUCAUUUGGUCCUUGGUUGAAAUAUAAUGGAGGCUACAUUUUUUUCCACAAAAUUGCAUCUGCUACGCAAUUUCCAUCACAGUGCCUUCAACUUUAACCUACUGUUAUUUGUUUGUUACUUAAUAUUUUUGCGUUGCUGCUCACGUUUUGGAAGUGCCGCUGUGCCGCUGCUGAAUACUUACAGUAGUAGGGGAAACACUGGUUAAAGCCUGUCCAAGGUCACACACACGUGUCCAAGGUCGCACACUUUCAUCCGUGUGCUGGCUAAUGAGAUGGUCAAGUGUAAUUCAUUUCAUUGCUACGGCAACAACAGUCAUCAGUAUUUAAAUACCUUGGCCCUAAAGAGUAAACAGUGGAGUCACCACCACUACCAGAAGAACAAGACGACUCAUCCGUUUACCACCUCAACAUAAUAGUAUACUCUAGCUCAUAUGUGAAAGACUCCUUGAAUAAAUGAAGAAAUGUAACUUAACUGAAAGUUUAUUCUAGCCAAUGUGUUCAAUAAAUUAAAAUUACUUUUAAAGUAACUUUAAAUUACUUUUAAAAGUAACUUUAAAUUACUUUUUAACAAAUGCAGUCAUUUAUUUAGGAUUAACGUGUAUGUUUUAACUUUUGUUGUGCCGUUCUUUGCAUAUUUUGACAGUAAAGCAUGCGAAUGCUCACAGUUGAGAAAUGGCGUUUACAGCUACUGGAUACCUUUUCAUCUCUUUGGUCAGAUAUUUCUUCAAAUAUUGAAUAUUGAAGACAUGCUUUGUAUCAUUUUCAGUUUUACUUAUUAUUCAUUAAAACCGAUGCUUGG
Molecule: messenger RNA, 4822 nt
Organism: Sardina pilchardus (European sardine)
Lineage: Eukaryota; Metazoa; Chordata; Actinopteri; Clupeiformes; Clupeidae
Product: NLR family CARD domain-containing protein 3-like
Exons: 9
Coding region: 149-3244 (1031 amino acids)
Biological process (GO): intracellular signal transduction
Molecular function (GO): protein binding
Source: RefSeq, a predicted model, not a curated record